Anoplophora glabripennis (Asian longhorned beetle) is the source of this 545-nucleotide messenger RNA. It is a transcript of the gene RpS20, whose product is annotated as 40S ribosomal protein S20. Lineage: Eukaryota; Metazoa; Arthropoda; Insecta; Coleoptera; Cerambycidae. Bases 115 to 480 code for a protein of 121 amino acids. Gene Ontology annotation, cellular component: ribosome; cytosolic small ribosomal subunit. Gene Ontology annotation, biological process: translation. Gene Ontology annotation, molecular function: structural constituent of ribosome. The transcript has 2 exons. The record is from RefSeq and is a predicted model, not a curated record.
UUCUUCUUGCCCUUCUUCUCUGAACUUCGUUGUGCUGUGCGUGCAUCUGGUUCAGCGCUGGUCAAUUUUUAAAGAAAAAAUUGAUUAUCUCGACCAGAAAAUAAGUUUUAAAAAAUGGCAUCUGUAAAGGAAGGUAAUCCCGAAAAACCCGGACAGGAUACUGCGCCAAUUCAUCACAUCAGAAUUACGUUGACUUCUCGUAACGUCCGCUCUUUGGAGAAAGUGUGCACCGACCUAAUCGAUGCUGCCAAAAAGCAGAAGCUGAAGGUUAAGGGGCCAGUACGUAUGCCCACAAAGAUCCUACGUAUCACGACAAGGAAAACGCCUUGCGGUGAGGGUUCCAAGACUUGGGACAGGUUCCAGAUGAGGAUCCACAAGAGAGUCAUCGAUCUACACUCUCCUUCAGAAAUCGUUAAACAGAUCACUUCCAUCAACAUCGAGCCUGGCGUAGAAGUUGAAGUCACCAUUGCAGAUGCCUAGGCGUUUGUUUUAAAACGUGAAUGAUGUUUUGUAUUCAAGUAACAAAUAAAUUUUGUUAAGGAUAA